ACACGCCCCUGCAUACUCACCUCACUCACUCGCAAAAGAGACGAAAUUAAUCGUUAGGGUUUUCCAAAUCCCCGCCAAUUUCUUUCCCUUCCAUCGAUGGCCAUGGAAGAGGAAAACCAAGGAAACGCAGCGGCUAAGGAACCGAGCCCGAGCUGUAAAUCACAGGCUAGCUCUUCGCCUUCUCAGCCUAACCCAGAAACCCCGAAUGCUCUUAGCGUUCAGAAACCAAGAAAACUACGUUAUCCCACAGCCAACAAGCCAUUCGGUCCCAGAGAAUUCAUCCUAUCGGUGGCAGCCAUGUACUGCUCUCAGCCCCUAACCCAUGAUGACCCCAAUGUCUGGGGUGUACUGACUGCCAUCUCCAAAAUUGCCCGCAAUCGCCGUCAGGGAAUCAAUAUACUUUUGACCUCGGAUGAGCAUUGCUUUGGUCGAGUAGUAGAGGAUAUGAAUUUCCGACUUCCAUAUGCUGCAGUCAGUGCGACUCAUUGUCUGAUAUAUCGUAAGAAAGUUGCAAGUGAAGAUUCAUCGCAAACAUCAAGCCAUUACACGUCUGUCUUCUUAAAAGAUACUAGUACAAAUGGAACAUAUCUUAAUUGGGAGAAGUUGACGAAAAAUGGACAUGAAGUUCAAGUUAAUGAUGGAGAUAUCAUAUCAGUUGUGGCCGCUCCUGACCAUGAACGUGCAAUUGCUUUUGUCUAUCGAGACGUUCUUAGAUCUACUCCCGUGAUAGAUGGUACAGUUGCAAAAAGAAAAGGAGAAGAUAUUGCUUCAGAAGGCAAGAGACUAAAAGGCAUUGGCAUUGGUGCUCCUGAAGGCCCUAUAUCUCUUGAUGACUUUCGAAGUCUUCAACGGUCAAACAUGCAACUAAGGAAACAGCUGGAAAAUCAAGUUGCCACAAUCGAAAAGUUGAGCAAUGAGAAUCGAGCAAACAGCGAACUUCACAUAAAUGAAAUCAAAGCGAUGAAAGAAUCAGUUACACGGCCAUAUCUUGACCAACUCAAAGAGUUGCGUGAUAUGUUGGAUGUUAAACAGAAGGAAUUGGUGGAACUAAAUAGAGUAUUGGCCGUACAAAAACAUGCUAUAGAGGACCUAAGAGAAAGACUCAAUGUUUCAGCUCAAUCGUGUAAUGAAUCAAAUGAAAUAAUGAAGAGUCAGAAAGCAUCUAUUGUUGAGCUCAAGGCACAACUAGAUGAAGAGCGUGACCAGAGAAAAAAAGAAAGAGACAAGGCUGCUAUUGAUUUGAAAGGAGCAGUACAUAGAGCUCAGUCUGAGGCUCAAGAGGAGCUUAAACGACAUUCUGAUGCUGCUUUAAAACAGGAAAGAGAGCUGCAAGAUGUAAUUAAGAAGCUUCAGGAAAGUGAGAAAGAAUGGUGUUUACAAGUAGACAUUUUAAAGCCCAAACUGGAAGAAACAAGGCUAAAAUUGGUCAUGUCGGACAAUAAUGUCCGUCAGCUAGAAAAGCAAGUUUCUGAAGGGCAAGUGGCUUCUGCAAGUGAGAGAAAAAGAGCUGAAGGACUUGAGCAUGAACUUGAAAGCUUGAGGAAAGAACUUGAGAGUGAAAAGCAGGCUGCCCGAGAAGAGGCUUGGGCUAAAGUUUCUUCCUUAGAACUUGAAAUAAAUGCUGCAAUGCGUGACCUUGAUUUUGAGAGGCGGAGAUUAAGAGCUGCUAGGGAAAGGAUUAUGUUAAGGGAAACGCAACUUAGGGCAUUUUAUACCACCACAGAGGAGAUUUCACUGUUGUUUGGUAAGCAGCAGGAACAAUUGAAGGCAAUGCAGAGGACAUUGGAAGAUGAGGAAAACUAUGAGAACACAUCACUUGAUAUUGAUAUUAACGCAACUUACAUGAAUAUAAACGGAACCUUGGUCCGAGAAAAUGAGACAAAUGGGUGUUGUACCAACACAAAGGCAGGUUAUGCUACUUCUGCUCAGAGGUUUGACAGAAAUCAAGCAGUCACUUCUAGUGAUGAAGCUAGCGUCACGGAGAAGCAUGACUGUGAUAUUAGAAGUCAAGAAGAAUGCCAAAAUACACAGGAUGCAGAUUAUACAAGCAAAGAACAUGUUGUUAAGGGUGGUUUUGGUUCUGACUUAGACGGUGUUGGCACAGCACCCCUUCUGGAAGCUGAGACGAUUGGAACUGAGCUAGUUCUUCAAACUGAAAGCCCUGGAAUUGAUGAUGAACGUAAUAUUGAUCUUAACAAGUCUGACACUUUGGUUGAGGACACAAUGCAGCUCGAUGAUGAAACCCCUGUACAUGAAAGUGACGAGCAAGCCCGAAAAGGUGUUUGUGAAAAUCUGAAUCACUCCCAGUCAACCCCCCUCGAAAAUCAAAGAACUGUGGAAGAUACAGAAACAGGAGGCACAAUCAGAACAGCAGAUCUUUUAGCUUCUGAAGUUGCUGGGAGUUGGGCAUGCAGCACUGCCCCUUCUGUCCAUGGAGAGAAUGAAUCUCCAAGUAAAGACAAUGAGGAAGAAGGUGCUGCUACAAUUCUACAUGACUUAAAUUGUCAAGUGUCAGAGUCUCAGACUGCCCCCCAAUCUGAUCCCACUGCCACCCGAUGGAAUCAAGAGCGUCGAGCAUUGAGUGAGAUGAUUGGUAUUGUUGCUCCUGAUUUAAAGGAGCAGUUUGGUGGUGUUGUGGAUGAUAGUGAUCAAAGGAGGGAAAACCAGGGUUCUUCAUCAGACUCGGACACCGAAGGUUGUGCUGACAGUGAUGAUGAUGGUGGAUAUGCUAGAGGUGGAUCACUUCGAAAUGCAGGGACCCAGGAUAGUCAUGAAGCUGAAGAUGAUACAAAUCAUGAUGCAAUGAAUGAAGACGAUGAUGCUACACAAGAAGAUUCUCUUGGAUAGCAAGCAUUUCAAUGCUUGCAUAAAUCUGCUAUUGUUUAUUAUAUUUUCUUCUGUUUCUCCUAGUCUAUAAAGAGGUGAUUUUGUUUUCUGAUUUCUUGGAGGUGCGGUUGUGUAUAGAAGAAGAAUACUGGAACUGUAAAUAGUAGGGCUUGUUGGCAAUUUCUCAUUUAGACUCUCUUAAGUCUUUUGUUUCCUUCUCUUCCCCAUUGUUUACUUAGUGUUUAUGUCAUCUCCUUUGCCCACAAAGUGUUGGAUGAUGUCUGCUUGUGACAAUUUACUGGGAAAGAAACGUUUUCUGAAUCAUGUAAGGGUUUUUUUUUUCCUUUUUCUGGUAUUGUAUUUGUGUCGUUCAAUUGCAGAAAAUAGAAGUGCUAGGAGUGAGGGCCAGAAAGGAUAUAACAAAUGCCGUGAAAGCACAAGGGUGUUUGAUCAUUGAUGAAGAUUUUCAAGUAUUAGCAGUGCUUUUAGUAAACACUUGUCGUUAACUUAGUUGGUUAUCUCUCUAGACAUGGAACGUACGAUGUCGGGGGUCAAGAAUUUGAACUAAUCAACUGAGAUAUUUUCUUAUGGAAUCUUGAUUUUAUGGACUUGUCUUACUUUGGGUCUACUUAACUGUCCGAAAGACAUCGUUAGAUUGUAGCGGUUUGUUCCUUUUUUUCUUGGUAAGUGGGAUUUGGGAGAUUCAAACUCAUGACCAUGGAUGGAGGGAUCAUUAUCACCCCCCACAUAGUCAUUUGCUCAAUCUUUUUUACAUCCGAUGGUAGGUUUGUAUCCAUUGUUGCAUUUGAGACUAACUAAAUAAAUACCAAAUAAUAUUCUUGUAUUGCCAGCCAAUAUUAUAACCUUUUGUCAAUUGUACAUAAACAUUCUCACUCUAAUAUUAGAUUUCAUACAUGAACACCAAGAUAACCUUACUUUUCCUUUCCCCAAAAAAAAAAAA
This is a messenger RNA of Tripterygium wilfordii, 3787 nucleotides long. RefSeq names its product myosin heavy chain, non-muscle. The record is from RefSeq and is a predicted model, not a curated record. The coding region runs from base 97 to 2847 and encodes 916 amino acids. The transcript has 13 exons. Gene Ontology annotation, molecular function: protein binding. Lineage: Eukaryota; Viridiplantae; Streptophyta; Magnoliopsida; Celastrales; Celastraceae.